Molecule: messenger RNA, 3579 nt
Organism: Pyrenophora tritici-repentis Pt-1C-BFP
Lineage: Eukaryota; Fungi; Ascomycota; Dothideomycetes; Pleosporales; Pleosporaceae
Source: RefSeq, a predicted model, not a curated record
AUGGCUCGCGGCGUCGAAGGAAAUGAAAUGUCAACCCCUCGCGCCUCACAGAAGAAGCAGCCCGCUUCGGCAUCACAAUCCGCAAAGGGCCAAAAGUCAAUCCUCGGCUUCUUCCAGAAGAAGUCUACCAACUCACCCAGCCCCGCACCGUCCGAUGCCACACCAACCCAGAAGACUCCAAAGCCGACAAUUGCGAACAAGGCUUUUACCAAGUCGACUGCUUCCACCACUCCUGUCCCUAGUAGUGACGCCCCAGAUUACUCGAGUCCCAUCAAACAGGAGCGGGAACUUACAGCUAGAAAAUCAGUGAACUAUGCCGAAUCAGAUGACGACGAGGAUGAAGAUGACGUGCUGGGACCAAUUGCGAACAAUGCACGAGGCCGAGCUACAAAACGCCAGAGGGUAACAAUUGAGGAUGACUCUGAUGAUGAGUUUGGCUUAGACGCGGCCACGCAGAAGGCAAUGCUUGAAGAAGAGGAUGAGGAAGAUGACUUCAUCGUCCCAGACGACUCCGAGGAGGAACUUGCUUCAAAAAAGCGCAAACGGCCAUCGGCGUCCAAGGCACGCGCCAAAACCUCCCCGGCAUCUUCCCCGCCUAUAAUUGAGGAAAAGCACGACGAUGAGGAUGGCGAUGUUGCAAUGACGAGCACAUCGACAGCACAGCAAUGGAUAUACGACCCGGAAAACCCAAUGGUGUUCAAGCCCCGUGCGCCAGUGCAAGCGACCAAACGAGAUCCGAUCAAGAAGAUCAAGGAACGACCAUCGGCUUCUGAGCCCGAGACAAGACAUCCAUGGCUCGCUCAUCAGCAGGACGCCGACCGUCAUCCGAUCGACCAUCCCGAUUACGACCCACGCACCCUCUAUGUUCCCCCGCACGCCUUCGAAAAACUGUCGGCAUUCGAGAAGCAGUAUUGGGAGAUCAAGAGCAAGUGGUGGGACACUGUCGUCUUCUUCAAGAAGGGUAAAUUCUACGAGUUGUAUGAGAAGGAUGCUACAAUCGGUCACCAGCUCUUCGAUCUCAAGCUGACUGAUCGGGUCAAUAUGAGGAUGGUGGGAGUGCCAGAGGCAUCUUUGGACAUGUGGGCGACUCAAUUUGUAGCGGCCGGCUACAAAGUUGCACGAGUUGACCAAAUGGAAUCGGCUCUUGGCAAAGAGAUGCGCGAACGUGACGACAAGGGCAAGACUCCGAAGAAGGCAGCAGGCGGCAAGGAAAACAAGGUGAUUCGGCGUGAACUAGCUACCGUGCUCACAUCAGGAACACUGGUAGACACGGGCAUGCUGCAGAGCGAGAUGUCAACAUAUUGUAUGGCCAUCAAGGAAAUUGACCGGGACAAUUUGCCUGCCUUUGGUGUGGCAUUCGUCGACACUGCCACAGCACAGUUCCAGCUGUGUGAGUUCACUGACGAUGUCGACAUGACCAAGUUUGAAACCCUCAUUGCGCAAAUGAGACCAGGCGAGUUGUUACUGGAGAAGUCUUGCGUCUCUGCCAAAGUCCUGCGUAUACUCAAAAACAACACGCCGCCAACAACCAUUUGGAACUGGCUGAAGCCUAACAAGGAGUUCUGGCCUGCUGAUAUAGCGAUCCGGGAGCUUGAGGUGAACAAUUACUUCGAGUCGCCCACAGAGGACAAUAUUGAGGCGUGGCCGGCAGUUUUGCGUGAAGCGCGAGAGCAAGAGCUAGUAAUGUCUGCGUUUGGUGCCCUUCUACAGUACUUGCGCACGCUGAUGAUUGAGCGCGAUCUCGUUACACUUGGCAACUUCCAGUGGUACGAUCCGAUACGUAAAGCUACCAGCCUGGUGCUCGAUGGUCAAAGCCUGAUCAACCUGGAAAUCUUUGCCAACACUUUUGAUGGGUCGGCUGAGGGCACUUUGUUUGCCAUGCUUAAUCGUUGCAUUACGCCAUUUGGCAAACGUCUUCUUCGCCAGUGGGUAUGUCAUCCUCUCGCAGAUGCAGCAAAGAUCAAUGCCCGCCUGGAUGCAGUGGACGCACUGAAUGCCGACUCUUCCAUCAUGGAUAACUUCAGCUCGUCGCUCAGCAAGCUACCGGACCUUGAGCGCCUCAUUUCGCGUGUACAUGCGGGCCGAUGCAGAGCUCAGGACUUUCUCAAAGUACUAGAAGGCUUCGAGCAGAUUGAGUACACCAUCAGUCUAUUGAAGCAAUUUGGCGACGGAGAAGGUGUCAUCGGGCAACUUAUCUCGUCGAUGCCCGACCUUGGUACGUCGCUGGCCAAGUGGACCUCAGCCUUUGAUCGUAACAUUGCGCGAAAGGAAGGUCUAUUGAUCCCCGAGCCUGGCAUCGAGGAGGACUUUGAUAACAGUCAAGAACGAGUCGAGGCAUGUAAGGCUGAUCUGGACGUGCUGUUGAAGAAGGCACGAAAGGAGCUUGGCUCAAAUGCUGUCCAGUACAAUGACAUAGGCAAGGAGAUUUACCAACUCGAGGUACCCAAGAAAGUCAAGGUUCCCAACAGCUGGGAUCAAAUGUCGGCUACUGCCAAGGUCACACGAUACUACAGUCCUGAGCUACGAAAGCUUGUGCGAGCACUACAAGAAGCGCAGGAGACACAUGGACAGAUCACACGAGAGGUUGCUACUCGCUUCUGUCAGCGCUUUGACGAGGAUUACAAGGUCUGGCUGGCGGCUGUCAAGAUCAUUGCUCAGCUUGAUUGCUUGAUUAGUCUUGCAAAGGCCUCCGCUUCGCUAGGGGAGCCAAGCUGCCGUCCAGUAUUUGAGGAGGGCAAGCGUACCGUCGUCGAGUUCGAGGAGCUACGUCAUCCGUGUAUGCUCAAUACCGUCGCUGACUUUAUCCCCAAUGAUAUCCGACUCGGCGGAGACGGUGCAAACAUCAGCCUUUUGACUGGUGCCAACGCAGCCGGUAAAUCAACAAUCCUGCGUAUGACAUGCAUAGCAGUCAUUCUCGCACAAGUGGGUUGCUACCUGCCCUGCACGUCAGCGCGACUGACACCCGUCGACCGUAUCAUGUCGCGUCUGGGAGCGAAUGACAACAUCUUCGCCGCCCAAUCCACCUUCUUCGUCGAGCUCUCGGAGACGCAGAAGAUUCUCUCGGAAGCCACACCCCGUUCGCUCGUGAUUCUUGACGAGCUCGGCCGCGGAACAUCGUCUUACGAUGGUGUAGCCGUCGCACAGGCCGUGCUCCACGACAUCAGCACACGUGUAGGCUGCGUCGGCUUCUUUGCAACACACUACCGGUCGCUCGCCAAGGAAUUCGAGUUCCACCCGGAGGUGCAGAACAAGCGGAUGCGUAUUCACGUUGAUGACGAUUCAAAGUCCAUCACCUUCCUCUACAAGCUCGAGGAGGGCGUGGCAGAGGGCAGCUUCGGUAUGCACUGUGCGGCCAUGUGCGGAAUCCCGAAGAAGGUGAUUGAGAAUGCAGAGAAGGCAGCGAGGGAGUGGGAGCACACGAGUCGUCUGGGCGAGAGAAUGGAGGUCAACAAGGAUGAGGGGGGGGUGUAUGUGCCGCUGGGACUGCAGAGUGAUGUUGCGUGGGCUCUGAGAGAAGGAUUAGAUGGUGUGGGAGAAAGGGCGCUGGAUGUGCUACGUGAGGCUAUCGCUGCACUCUGA